GCCCCUCCCCGUUUUCUUUUUUGGCGGUUUGAGCCUCAAUGGCGGCGCGUGUGGUGGGCGAGGCGGCGGCUGAGGCUGAAAAAGAAGGGCGCCUCUGAGAGGAGCUGAAGGGCUUGGCGAACGAAGGCGGAACCCUUGAGGAAGAGCAGAGCGCUGACGCGGAGGAUAUACCUGCACGUGAGGAAAGGAAGACACGGGUCAGCCCCGGUUCGCCUCGCGGCCAUGAGCGCGCAGCAGCUCUCGCCUCCUCCCGCCUGGGAGAAAGAGCACCUCUGGCUCUACCUUCUGGCGCUGGGCUUCGACCCGGAAAAAGCCGCCGCCGGGAGGGUCUCCACGCAUCUCGGCCUGGGCGUGUGAGUGGGCCUUUUUUUUCUUUUUUCUUUUAAACUGACCUUUGUUUAAUGCUGCGUUUCCCAAAUUUGGGUUUCCGGCUGUUUUUUGGACUACAACUCCCAUUGUCCUCAGCCUUCCUUGGAGGUUUCUUAAGCAGAGGUUGGGGGCCCCACUUUCUUGGCCCCCCCCCCAAAUUUCACUACAGUAUUAAUAUACUUUUUCUUAAUUGCAUUUCAGUUCAACAGUGGUAUUUCAGUUCCACAGUUACUUUGAUAAAAUACAUAUUUUGUGAUGUGCAAAUGGCUUUAGGUACCUAUUAGGUCCAUAAAUUACCAUAUAGCACAUAUUCUUAUAUAUCUAUAUAUCUAUAUCUAUCUAUCUAUCUAUCUAUCUAUAUAUAUAAAUAUUAUUGGCUUUUUAACAUAUCAUUUUCAACAAUUAUUAAACAUACUUUUAUAUCUUAUACAAUUUUUUUGACUUCCAUCAAUCACUUCUGAAAAUUUUCCAAUCUUUUCCACUUAAUUUACAUUUCUUACUUUCACUAUUACAUAAAUAUAACUAAUACCUCUCUUCUUUCUCUUCUUUGCAAUAUUUCAUAUGUUCCUCCUUACAAAACUUCUUGUAGUCCUACUAGCGUAAUUUGUUGAUUACAGUUGCUCUUCAAAUAAUUUGUAAAUUUAUUUCAAUCUGAAUUUCUGGUCCCACAGGUUUCGAAUAAUUCUUCCUGUCAUUUUAUCCAAUUCUGCGUAGUCCACUAAUUUUGUCUGCCAUUCUUCUUUCGUUGGUAUUUCUUCUUGCUUCCAUUUCUGGGCCAACAAUAUUCUUGCCGCUGUUGUUGCAUAUAAAAACAAUUUAAUAUUCUGUCUAUUAAUGUCCUUGACCAUAUAGCAUAUAUUCAGUGCAAGAAACAGCAACAAUUUGUUGUUGACAAAGCACAGCUGGACAUAUAAAUGGCCGCAUUACCUUCAGGAGCUGAGGGUGUCAUUAAACCUAAAUCCAGCCCUGUCUGCCAAGAACGCUUUAGCUGAGAUUCCUGCAUUGCAGGGGGGUUGGGCUGGAUGACCUUAGGGGUCCCUUCCCACUCUACAAUUCUCUGACUCCGUGAUGGGAAUUAUACAGUAGUUUGAAAGCAGCUGGAGACCCACUGGUUUAAUGGGUGUACAUCUCACACAAGUUCCUAGAAGCAACAGCGCUGGUGGGGGUUAAAAUGCUAUGGGGGUUUAUUCGAGUAUAUUGUUUAUGGUAGUGGUUUUUUGAAAAAGAUACGGUACCGUCUUAAAAAUCAAGUACUCGUGUGCCUUAAGCACACCUCUGGCGGGCAAAUGUUGGUAGAUGAAGUAUUCCCAUCACUGCACCUCUCUCCCUUAAAAUUAAAAAAGAAUGUCCACGUUCAUGCAGAUUGUAUUUACCGACACUAAAAUGGAUCAUGGGAAUUAAUAGUGCAGGACUGUGGCCUUGUAGCACUCCUGUAAGUUUUAAAUGUGCUAUUAUAAGAAGGGAAAUAAAGCAUGGUUGGAUGUUAAUCCCAUUUCUUGCUCCAAAAAACAACAACCUUCUUCUCUAUAAAUCUUGUUAUUUUGUGAGCUGCUAUCAGUGCAUUGAAGGGCCCUCUAAGGGAGGAAAGGAGGCAGUCCUGGUGGGUGCUGAGGUUUGUGCAUGGGGCAAUUGUUUCCUUUACAAGGACAUUUCUGGUUUUCAUAUUUUUUUAAUUUUUUUAGGAACAUGUUUGAUAAACCGAACAAAGAUGCAUUUAGUAUCGUUGUGCACUUCCUGUUUUCCAACGUAGACCAGUCUCGUUGUAAUGAGAUUUUCAGGUGAGUGUCAUUUCUCUUUAACUUCAUUUAAAGGAUGCUUUAUUACUCAAUGGCUUUUUCUUAUAGACAAAAUUAUGAACGGGUCCACAACUUCUGGAUGGCUUUACAAGCCAAACUAAAAAUUGUGGCCACCAGAAUGUAGUUGGUCUCUGCCAGGCAGCGCCUUUUCACCCUUUCCUGCAGAAAAGGGUAACAGGGUGUUUGCCAGUUUGAUAGCUGUGUGGCCAAGGGCUCAGCAACUAUGCAGCCCACAAUUGCUAGUAGCAGCCUUCCUCUGGGGAGAAAUUGUACAUUGCUAUCCCUUUGUGGGACUGCCGUAUUGCUCCCCAUUAAAAGAAAAUAGUGUAAUAUCCAGCCCACAAGUAGUAGAGGUCUAGUCUUGCUGCAGAGGAGAUAACCAUAAUGUUUGUUUCUACUCCUCCUCUGCCCACCAAAAGGAUGCAUAUUGUGCACAAGGCAGGGGGAAGAAUUCUUGUGGAUGUGAUUAAUAGAGUUAGAGGAAUGUGUAGGUACUACUUGUUAAUUUAACAUCCUUUCCUCCAUUUCUUCACAUCAUUUUUUGAGAUUUUAAGCUUACUGCUGCUGCUCUCUCUGUGUGUAGCCUUUGUUUGAGAGGAAAAACUAGCUAACAAGGGACUUGCUGCACAUUUUCUGGAGAUUAUUUAGUUGCAACUCUUGCAAGAUCUUCUUUGUGGUGUUGAGGUCCCAGGGUGCUGGAAACUGAUAGCAAUGAGCAAUAGAACUCUUUUCCAACUGAUGUCAUGAAUAAUAUCUUUGUAACAAUAUAGUAUUCAGUGUUUGGAAUAUACGAUUACACAAUUUAUUACUUAUAAAACAUAGCAGUGCAUUUAACAGUGCAAUCUUGCAAAUGUCUAUUCAGAAGUAAGGGCUUCUAUGUUAAAUAAUACUUGCACUCAGGAAAGUAUAUAAAAGCAAGAGAUCAGUUCACUAAAAUAAAUUAUUCUGAAAGGUCAGAUACCUGCUGGGAUAAGACUAAGUCAUGUGCCAGAAUUUUCUGUUCUGACAAGUGAAUUAGGUGAUAAAAAGCUUUCAAGCUUUACUAAUUGUCAUGGUUAGCUCAGUUUCAAAAGGUGCAGAUGGAGGAAGCCAGUCGCUUGGUAAGAUGAUAUGUGUUCAGUUAUUUAUGCUAAUGCCAAUCUGUUGUAGCAAGCAGGAAUUCUAGCUUAAACAAGGCUGUGGGCAUUCAGAAUAGAACUUGAUCUCUUUUUAUCUGCUUUUUUUUUUGCAGUCAUUAAGUUCUAACUAUCCACAAAAGCAAUGGAUAGUGAUUUAUUUCCAAACGAAACAUGUAGAUAGGAUUUUGGAGACAAAAUGACUGGCUGGGUGGGAAAACAAAAAACCUGAGAAAGUGAGGGAGGAAAGGCUGUGAAAUAAAUCUCUAGUUAAAAACAGAAUUUAAAAAACCCAAGCUAUAUCAAUUUAAGAUAUAUGUUUUUUCCAGAUAAUAUAUUUAUUGAUAAAUUCAGGUAAUAUUAUUGUGCUAUCAUAGUGGAACUAGACUGCACAGCUAGCUAGUAGAAACUAAUGCCUGGCCGUUAAGCCAGCUAUAUUUUGUCAACCCCCGCUUAACUAUGUGACAAAAGCUGAAGAGAAAGCAGGCCAAAUAGACUUCCUAAGGCAGGGAAUUUAUCAGUCUACGUGCUGCCACAGCACCCUAGGAGAGGUGCUUGUCUCCUAGCUAUUUGUCAUUCAUCACUGAUGGGACCUGGAGAUCUUAAGAUUAGGCAGAUUUAUAUUGGAGACGAUGCUCCUUUUGGUAUUUUGGGCCCAAGUCAUGUAGUGAGAGACUUGUAUGUCAGCUUGUGUUUGGAAGUGAACUGGAAGCCUGUGCAGCAGUUGGAAAGUAGUCAGCGCAUGUUCUCUUGGGUGAACACACACCAAAACCCUUUGUUUACAUAUUCCACAACAGCUGAAGCUUCCAAAAAUUCUUCAGAGGUUGCCCAUUUGGAACACAUUGCUGUAAUUGUAACAUGCCUCUUUUGUCUCCAUAACUUGCCUAUUACUUAGCACAGGGGUAGUCAACAAGGUGCAUUCCAGAAGUUUUUGGACUCCACCUCCCAUCAGCUUGGCCAGGGGUUGGGGAUGAUUUAGUACUAUCAAUGCCAGCCUGAAAAUUGACUACAACUGUUGUCUAUGCAAACUCUAUCCUAGGUGGGAUACUUAGGUCUUUGUUAAUGCAAAUGUGUUUAGAGAACACUGAGCCUUUUGUAUUGCUAUCUUUUGUGAGAAAUAUAUCUGAUUCAUUGAACGUUUGUUGAAAUUGACUUCUUUCCCUUCCCUGGAAAGAUUUUGUUUUCCUCCAACAGAUAAAAAGACAGACUCUGAAUUCAGGAAACAUAGUUACGAAUGGCUAAGAAGAAUUUCAGUAAGUAUCGGUAAGAAUGAAAAAGGGGUUCACAUAUUUGCCCCAUAAAUAUUGGUGGUCUAUGAGAAUUCCUUUCAGACUUUGUGUUCUGACUCUUUAGGUGUUGAGAGGGAGAGUUCUCUCAUGCCCUAUUCUCUGCCUCCACCAUUUCACCUUUUUCACGCUUUCAUCAUCUUGCAACAACUCAAGUAGUUCAAGUUGUCAGCAAAUGAUAGAAACUGUUUGAAAGGAGAGCCAGAAAGGAGUGUGGAUGAAGAUUCCUCCCUCCAGUACUUGCUCCUUUGGGGAGGUUUCCUUGCCAGCCCCAAAAGUAGCUGGUCAGUUUAAAUUGUUGCUGUCCAGGAUCAGAACAUUGGUACCUCUCUUUAGUUUUUAAACAAGGCAUUUAAAUAUGGCUUUGCAAUCCUAUGGUUGCAGCACGUGGGAUUGAAUUUGAAACACCCAGUGCCGACAUAAAAGUACAUUUGAUGAAGUCAUGCUGGGUGGGAUUCAGCACAGCAGAAGCUAUUCCUUCAUUUGUUUGGAAUAUGAAUAAACAGGCAGCCCUGUUCAGGGAAGUUUUUAACGUUUGAUGCUUUAUUGUGUUUUUGGGAGCCCCCAGAUGGGCUGAAUAAUAAUAAUAGUAACAAAAUACCAUAGUGAUAUCCAACCAUAAUAAAAAACGAAAAGAUAACAAAUAAAAACAGAUAAAACUAUUAUCAGAGAAAAAAAUGGGAUGUUUUCCAUGGGAAAACAUUUGGGAAAGCGUGUAAAAAUAAAAGUUGUUAGCCUGUGACAAAAUGUGUCCAAUUUCAGAGCCUGUCUUAACUUCUACAAAAAUCCAGUUGUGAUGCUACAUGGGUCGCUGUAACUAAGCUGUUCCUGUCCAGGAAUGGCCAUUGUUAGCACAGCAAUGAUGUCUGGGAAUCCCUGCUCGUCCCAGAACAGCUGCUGACGGGGGAGGCAGGGAUGGCACUCUGGUUGUUACUUUAACUGGUUUACAAACGGCAACAACAACAUGCAAUCGCCAACAUAGAUCCUGGGGGGGCCUCCACCAUUCUUACUUGGCUGAUCCCCAAAGUAACCAUGGGGGCCGGUCGGAGUGAUGGAAGGGCUGCUCUCGUUCCACAGGUGCCUCCUUUGAACACUGGGCCGCUUUGAGGGUCUGGACUUCACGGCCCUCUUCCUCUCCUGGCUGGGAUUUCUGCAUUUCAGAGGUUUGGACUAGAUUACCCUUUGGGGUCCCUUCCAACUCUACAAAGCACUCCUAAUUACUGAGAUCACUACUGUCACUUCCAGUGGCAGUGAUGAAUCAAGGAGUACUUCUAGACUGUAUGCCUGUUCCUUCAGAAAGUACAGCCUCAUUCAGACCAGUGAUGGGGUGGGCUACCUCUGUUCUGUCCAGUGCCACAUUCCCUGGGGUAGAGAAGUAAUCUGUGGACCUUGCAUGCUGAGUGGUGGUGGGGCACCUCCCUCCCCCUCUUCUUUUCCCCCUCUCUCUCGGCAGAGGAAGGAAGGUGUAUUGUGAGCUGUGGCUCAGGCACAAUAUUAUUUAUUAAUUUAUAAACCACUUAAAUGUCAUAAUGGCUUCUAAGCAGCACACAGCUAUAAAAUCGAUACAUACUUAGAUCCACAAUAACAAAUCCAUUGGGGCACUCAACAUCCUUAAUUAAAACCUACAGUAAAACAAUUAAAAAUCAUAACAAAGGAAUACAAUCAGAAGUUCGGUAUUGGUACAAGCCUCAGGAAAUGGUGAAGCAAAGUAUGCUGAUUUGUCAAAGCUACUUGGUAUUGUUUUAUUUGCUGAUUGUAUUUGUGCUACAAACAGGUAGUAGCUAAAGCUUAAAUCUAAGAGAGAGAGAGUUGUAGGCUGCAGUUCACUUCCUCCGUUCACUUUUUUAUCCUUUUAAUUCCCCAGGACGAAUGUGGAAACAGCUUUCCUCCAGUUGUCGCAUCUUUAUUCCUUUCUCCCGGUGGGUCUAAGUUCAUUCAUCUAAUGUACUGCUUCGCAAGAUAUGUCAUAAUGCAACAUGUUAAAGUAGAUUCUGCAGGUAAGCAAUCAUUUCUUGGGAGGCUUUCUAUUCCAAACUAGCUUUUUUUAUAUGCACACCACGUGGGAAAUAAAUUGUAGGACAUGUAGUUGAUACUGGGUUCAAGGGAUCAAAAAACAGAAUGAAGGGGGGCCCAUGCACAAAAGGCUUGAGAAACUUGCUUCUUCCAUUGUAGGUGCUGACAUAUCCUAUCCAGAAGCAGUGAACUCAAGACCUCCCGACUUGAACAUUGCAGUUGCAAAAUAUCAUGUAGCACAAAACAGAUUUUUACACGGUCUGCAAAAGGAAGACACUUUGAUUCAAGAAUUGCAGAAAAAAGCAUUGUAAGUAGAGUUUCUAUAACAUGUAAGUUGUGGCAGUUUGAGUGAUCCAAACAACCGUAUAGCUGAGAUUGAGUUUUCGUUUCUGUGCUGCCUUCCAGCCAAAAGACGCCCUCACAAAGGGUAGCACACAAAUACACAAUUCAAAUAAAAAAAUAAGUAUGAAACUUACAAAAAUGUAAGACAAAAUCUUAGCACUUCAAAAAAGACUAGAAGCCAAAUAAAUGCAUGAUCCUGCCAAGAGACAUAGGGCAGUCUCUACAAAGAUGUCAGGGAGAAUAGGAGUAAAUCCCUAGGGAGCAGGCCUGUGUAGCUAAAAAAGGCUUCUUGAUACAAACAAACAAACAAACCAACUAAAACUUUUAGGGAGCUGCCAUCUUAGAAUUGCAUAUUACUAAAAAAGUAAACACAUGAACUAUGUGAAGCACAUAUUGGGGGUUUGGGGCUUAAGGAAAAAAUGCUGUUUUCUCUUCAUCAGCUGCUUUUGGGAGUAUUGUACAUUUAAGAAUCUUUACCUGUAGCUAUUGGCUUUUACUUCUUUGUUUGCAGGCAUUUUAGUAAGCGAAUUAGAGAUUUAAAAUUUGAAAAUGCAGAUCUGGACAAGCAACUCCAAAAGUAAGUGUACCCUCUUAGCUUGCUUUCAUUUGAAAGUUUCAGUUUAGAGUUUUUUUGCCCUGGUUGUGGUGUUAACACAUUUUCAUUACAACAUAAUACCUGGCAGAUAUGAGAAGUGGGAGAAGGAAGCAUUUUGUGUUGACUUGUAUGUGAUACGCUCUUGUCAUGCCUAAUGCUCUCAAUGGCUACUGAUUAGCUGUUAGCAAAAGACACCAGAAUAUGUGAGUCAGCUUUUGCUGUAGCACAAAUUAUACCAUUGGCUCACACUUUUUGUGUUUUUCACUUUCUGGCUAGAAUGGAGAAAGGCCUUAAUCCAAGUCAGAACAACACGGCAGAGAGAGUUGAGAAGGUGAGGAUAUUUGAUCAUGUAAUUCCAACUAUCACCAUCUGGUGCCCUGUCUCCCAGGACUGUCAUUUUACGCGCAUGCAUAUUUCUGCUUUCUCAAAGUAUCUCAUUUUCUCUCUCGUUUCCACCCCCGCUUUCUUUUACUUCCAAAGGUUCGCUGUUUAUGGACACAGAUAACGGAAACACUUACACGUCUACAAAAAGAAAUAGAAGUUGUAGAUUCAGUUGUCAAAGGUCAUAUUGACCAGUACGUAUUAGAUGGCACAAGUGUCGCUAUUAAUGUUCCGAGGCCUCUACUUGAAAAAGUUGAAAAGGAUAUGCACCAAGUAAGUUUCUAUGCAUCUUUGUUUUUGCGCCACUGUUUCUGUAGAAUUGUUUUUUUUCUCUUGUCUGGUGUUGUUUCGUUUAGUUGUUUGAAAUUCAUUGUCCCCUAGUUACUGUGAUUAGCAACUUUGUUAAGACAAAAUGCAGGGAAAGAUCUGCAGUAUAGUGAAGAUGUAAUCAAACUUAAAUCAAAGAGCUCUGUUCUAAGAGUUGUACUUCUUGCAAGAUCAUUCCACCCCUACACUGAGUUGGGCUUACGUGAGCCAGGCUCUCCUUGCAGCUGACCGAUCAUUGGGUUGGACGAGGUUCCAUGCAUAUAUCGGCACCCUUCAUCUGUAAUAAGCAGGGAUGACUAACCCACGGGUCGCAUACUACCCCCAAGAGAUUCCCCCCCCCCAUUUAAAUUGUUUGCCAUGUAAAUUUUUAAUUUAAGAGAAGUUUACUGAUUGCUCCCAAGCAUACACUAGCAUGAUGCCAAAAGUCUUUUGGUGCCCCUUUCUCAGUAGUCUCUUGAAAAAUCACAAUGAAAAAUCGGUGAUGCCUUCUUCUUUUAUCCUUCAGCCACUCCCCAUUUGACUUCCAGGCCCAUGGCAUAAAGAAACAAUCUACAGCCCUGAAUCUCAAGCCGCAGGCACUCAGUUAUCUCUUAAAUCACGGUCUUCACUCCAUUUGUCUUGCAUGGCUCACUAUCCCAUUAUAUUUUGCUCACUUUUCGAAAGAGGAAUGGGGUGUUACGACGAUGUAUUUCUGUAUUAAUCAGUUCCUGCCCUUGUUUGCAACGUUUUGCAGUUUCAUGUAGGGAAUGUCUAUGAAGAAGGAAAACUAAACGUUUUAACGGUUGUCCACUUACUCAACAAAGCUUUGGAAAUACUGAUGCAUGAGCGCUGGCGCAUUGACAAGAAUGCACUAAAAUUGGAUCUUCAGUACAUGGAAGGAAAGACCAAAUACCAGAAUGUUAAUUUACAGUGUCUUAAGUCACUGAGGUGAGUUCAGAAGUCUGUGGCUUGCAUAUCCUACAUGCACAGCCGCUUUUCACAUACUUGUGGCAUGAAUAAACUGACUUACUGGCCUGGCUUAGAUGUAAGGGUCUGGUAAACCAUGAUUUCCUGGAUCUGGAGCAAACUAUGCCCCAUCUUCUGUUAUCGACCUUAAGUCAAUACUUCUAUGGUUUAUUAAGUCAAUUUUCUCAUGAUAUCUGAACCAGGGAACUGCUUUAAGUAAUCCCUAAAACCAGGAACAUUCCUGUUUUUUUACGAUUUGCUUAAAUCAGAGUUUUCUGGUUUGGAUGCCAUGAGGAAAGUGUGGUUUAACAAGCGCUGGAAGUAUUCAGAAAUGGAAUAGAAAAGAGUGGGAAGCAUACAAGCACAUUAUUUGUUUCUGGACUAGUUGAUGGAUCUGAACUUGGAGUACAAAAUUCCUUUCUCCCUGUAUGUCUUGGUGUCCAGAUUCUAUUUUAAACAGAGGACCUGUACUCUUUACCCUUCUGAUUUUAUUAACUUGCAGUUAGCUCAUUUCAAUUGCCUUUUGGUGAGUAUUCUUGCUUUUCAGGUCUAUACUAGUAGUCUAGUAACUGUUAACUUUUUAAGACACAAACUUACUUUUGUCAGUAUCAAAUAGCUUCAGAUUUUUGUAAAUGAAACUUGUAUAUUGUGGUCUUGCAGUUUCUUUCUGCUUACUCUAAUUAUGGUUCACAACUAGACUUUAGCUAAGGCACAGCUGCUGUGUAAUUUAUAGCAGAUACAUUCACUUGAUAUAACUCAUUUGUUCAUGAAAUCUCAGUUUGCUUGAAUAAAACACUUUGUAGUAACUAUGAUGGUUAUUCUUCAAUUCUUACAGGCAAAAAUUAAAACGUGAAGAUUGUGUAUCAAUAAAGCAGUCUAUUUCUAAAAAACAGCAGGAAUGGGAUUUGAAGUGGGAAAAUUGCCUUGGCCAGUCACCUUUUCAUUUAAUUAAAAAUCCAGAUCCUGUAAGUAUCCUUUCAGGGAGAGUAAAAGGCUUGUGUUGAUUUUAAAAAAUGUAUUGUUAUUGUUAUACCAAUUGUUUAACUUGACCAACACACUUUUUGGUAGUGACGCUGGUAAAAUCCUCAAGUAUUUUGCAAUGGUUAAUUCUCUUGAUUUGAACCUUCUUAAAGAGCCAAACUUAUGACCCCUUACUAUUGUAAGGUUGUAAGUAUAAUGUUUUUAGAAUGUUGCACUAUUUUAGUGUUGUUAGCCGCCCUGAGCCCGGCUUCAGCUGGGGAGGGCGGGAUAUAAAUAAAACUUAUUAUUAUUAUUAUUAUUAUUAUUAUUACUAUUAUUAUUAUUAAGUUUUCAAAUGUUUAUUGAAAUGGUAAAACUUAAGGGCAGCCUUUUAGAUUUUGAAAAGAGGCUGUGUGGUUUUAAAAUUUUGUAGGAAUUUUAAGUUUUCUGGAAUAUUGACGAUAUAUUACUCAGAGCUAAAAAAUAUUGUUUAACAUAACUUUUUGAAUGUCUUUCUUUUUAAGGCACUUGACUUAUUACCAGCCAUGUCUCCCCUUUCUUUUUCUCCUGCUACCGAGGAAGCUUAUAAAAGCAGUGUCUUCUGCCAGUACCCUGCAUCAAUUCCAGGUAAAUCUCAAGAGCAGCUUUAUCAAUCCUGCCCUGAGAUCCAUAGCCUCAGAGCAUGGGUAAGGGCUUUCGAUGGCAACAGUCACAGACAUGUCUGUCUUCCUCUUUGCAUAUUUAUACAUUUAAAAUUAUCAUCAUUAGCCAUAUUUUUUUAAUCAUCUUGCUAACAUGGGCACAAUAUUUGAGGCAUGUAGUAUUAGUCAUUAGGGCAGGAAUCCCAAACUUGGCCCUCCAGAUGUUUUGGGACUACAACUCCCAUCAUCCCUAGCUAACAGGACCAGCGGUCAGGGGUGAUGGGAUUUGUAGUCCCAAAACAUCUGGAGGGCCGAGUUUGGGGAUGCCUGCAUUAGGGUAUUCUAAUCUAGUAAAUAUAACAAAUUUGCACUUCUCGAAAAGCCAUGAUUCUCUUUGUAAAAAUGUAUUUUUAGAUUCUACCAAGAAGAAGAGUUUUCAGAAAACAGAACUUGAGCUUCCUGGCAAAGCAUCAAGAUGUCAAGGUAGUUCAGAUGGGGUAAUUGCAGAGAGGUAUGGCUUUAAUAUGUCCUUAUGCAUCAAAGGGCUGUGUGUGUGUGUUGAAUGUGACACAAGUCUGAAAAUUGGAGGAGCAGGUAUUAUACAGGGAUGAAGUACUGCUACACAUCUCACCUCUUGUUUAUAGUUCUGUGACCAUCUCAUGGAAAUGCAAUGCGAAUCAGUCUUUUCCUUCUGAUGCAAAUCUAAAUUUGAGCUCUAAGGCUAUAUGGCUUCACUUACCUGCCGUCUCUUACGUUUCCUUAGUCCCAGGAGGCGCCCAGGUCCAAUAUGGGGGCAGAGGAGGAACAGCAGAGCUGAAUUAAUUUAUGCUUGGUUUCUCUUGUAAUGGGAAGCUACCCUCAAGUGAGGAGGACCCCACUUGCGCUGCUGCUGCUCCUGUCAGGUUUGGGAAGCAUCUCUGAAGAAUGUUGUCCGUCCCCCCAUUUCCCCCCCCCCCAUAAGACAUGCAUGCUGCUCCCUGAAGUUCUUAGGGUUGAAAUAUCAUUUGAGCUACACGUGCAACUGAUUCUGCACAGGUCAAUAUUGACCCAGCUAUAUAUGAGGCAUACCUUCCAGCUCUUGUAGCCCUUCCUAUAAAGGACUAUAAAUAGUUUAUCCAAAUAGGGGGAAAUACUGUAUUUUCCCGUGUAUAAGACUUAAGUUAUUUUCUUAAAAUAAUUGUGCUACAAACUUGGGGUCGUCUUAUACAUGGAUAGUGGAGAGGUGGGACGGGCGAUUGGUGGCUGCUGCAAACAGGAUAUUGCCUGCGGCAUUUUUGUGGGUGAUUGGUGGGUGCUGCAAGGUCCGCUGGCUACUGGCUUCUGCGGCAAUUGGUGCUUGCUUUCGGCGAGUGUGCAGACAGUUGGCUGUUGAGUUCCUGCGGGUGGGCGAUUUUUGGCAAAACCGCCACCCCAAAUGCUCAACAAGUCUGGGCAAUCCCCCCCCAAAAGAUCAACAACUCUGGCCAAUCUCCCCCCAAAAAAGCUCAGCAACUCUGGACAAUCUCCCCCCAUUUUCUCUAUUUGAAGAGGGGGCGUCUUAUACAUGGGAAAAUACAGUACUUACCAUAUGUAAAACACUGAUUUUGCUUGAAGUUCUCUGUGUGGAUUGCUACCAGUUCGUAAACUGGUCUUCAUCAAUUUGUGAUUGUGUGGCAUGGUGUGCAGUUGCGAUUUGUGUGCAAGCUGUCUUUAAAAGCAUUCUAUGAAGCAUAUAUUUCCAGGCACUGAAUUCUUUGUGUGUGCAUAUAUUGUUGUUCAUGAGAUUCACCUUUAUACUUCUGGGAGGCUGAUACUCAAAUAGAGAUAAAGCUUUGCUCUAGUUGGCACUAGCUCUCCCUAUAAUAAAACUGCCUUUUGAUGACCGGGACGAAUUGAGGGAAAUCGUAACGGACAGAUACGGGGCAUACAGCUUUUGACUGAAUGAAGUGCAGAGCAUCAACAGUAUGCAUUUAGUAAUAUUUUCACCUCUCCUCACCCCCCCGCCCCCAGGAUGGUCGUGCCCUCUUCCAGUCUCGCCACAGCGUCUGAAAAUGAAACAUGGGUAUCUUCGGAAAAGGUAACCUAACUGUUCUUGAAAAGCUGAAGUGUCUACAAGGAGUUACAGAGCUUGGAGUAAAGUCAUAAUUUGGCCUGGUUCUGUCUUUCCCAGCUUGUGGAUGGGAGUGAUUUCUGCUUUUGGUUGGAGGAGAAGGGAGACAAUAUAGGCACCAAGAAGUAGUGCUACUCUGGGUGUGAGGCAGCACAUAGACUAUUUUGUGAGUGUUCCCUGCCUUCCACAUGGUGUUGAUCGGCUUCAAAAAACGUUAUUACUUCAUAGAGAGGCCAUUGCCUUGAAGAAGCUGAACCUUAUCCUAAGAUUAUUUUACUGGUUUUGACCUUUUAAAGGCCUUGAGACCAUAUAUGCCUGCCAGUAGACAUGCAUGAGAGAGAGGGCCUUUUCAGUGGUGCUCCUGUGCCUAAGGAAUUAUUUAUUCUAUGGCCUAAUAGAUUUAUAAAUAUUUCUAAGCCAUUCAUUGGGUUUUUAAAUAGUUGUCUUGAUUUUCAUUAUUUAUUUUAUUUUAUUUUAUGUUGUGUACUGUUUUUAGUUCUUUAUUAGAUUUCUUACCACCCGUCCCAGGGCAGGUUACAACAAUAAAAUACGUGAAAUUUAUUAAACAAAUGAAACAAUUAUAAUGGGGAAACACAAAAGUGUCAAAACAAUUAAAAACAUUUCCAUAUAUAAAAUAAUUCCAUAUAAUAACAACUAACAAUAAUUGCCAACUUGGGAGCUAUCUUGUGAGGUUAUCUACCCUGAAAGAGGGCCUAAAAUCUUUAAAAUUAAAUGUUUAAAAUGUGUAUAUGGUGCAAAUGUGGCUUGGUUGCUGCGACAUCAUAAAAUCUUUUACCUUAAAGAAGACCAGCUACACCAAGCUUUUCUGUAGUGACAGCCCAAAACCUGCUUCUCCCUUCUGAAUAGGGGAAUCCAUAUAAUUCGGGAAACUGCAGCAUUGUCUGUUGCAGUUAAAUCUGCCAUGGUGGUUAUGUUGUCAAGAACGACAGUCUGCAUCUAAAACCGGUCCUUGAGCAUUUGUGCAAAUAAUUGCAUCAUUUCAGGGAUCGGUUACUGAAACACCCAAGGCAGCAGAUCACUCUAGUUAUCAACUCUUAAGAUAUAAAGGAAGAAGUUCAAGACCUGCAAAAACAGCAAAGAAAAAACAAGCUGAUACAUUCAAAACGCCAUCUUCCGUUAAACGAGAAGAUCCUCUGAAGAAGGCACAAGAGCAACUGGCGGAACAGGUGAGAGACGUCCUUGAAUGUGAUUCAGCCAGAAAAUUGCCACAAGGCAAGCAGCUCUGCUUAGCUCCGGCAUAGGCAAACUCUGGCCCUCCAGAUGUUUGGGACUACCAUUCCCAUCAUCCCUAGCUAACAGGACCAGUGGUCAGGGAUGAUGGGAAUUGUAGUCCUAAACACCUGGAGGGCCAGAGUUUGCCUAUGCCUGGCUUAGCUGGAUUCAGUAUUGGAAGGUCUGAGGUGGGAGAGGGACUUCCUUCUUCCCUUUGGCCGUGGAUAAGCAGAACAAAGCAAAAGCAGUCUCUUAACCAUUUAAAGAGAUUUUAAUGAUCACAGCUCAAGAACAUCUCGGAGGAAAGGUGUUCCCAAUUAAGGUUUCCACCCACUUCCCUGCCCCCCCAGUCCCAUCACUUCCAUCUUGCAACCACCGUGCUUUUUGUGUAGCCACCUUAUCUGCUCUACGUGACCUUGGACUGAUAGGCUGGACACUUUCCAGUGAGAGAGAGAGUCUGUUAGCGCGCUCUCUCUCUCUCUCUCUCUCUCUCUCCCAGUUCUUCUUCACUUUGCUGUUCACCCUCCCAGUUCUUGCCAACUAUGCCCCUCUGCAAACCACUGUUUCAAAUCUAUACUGCUCUACUGCUCCUGGGCAGCUUCAGGAUCCUGGUCAGAGGAGGGGGAGGCUCCCACCAUUCCUCAUCAGAGGUGCAGACCUCAGCCUGGUCUCUUGACACCUAGGAAAGAGUUGGGAAAUCUGCUUGCAUCUUGAGCAGCUGCUUUAAAAGCUGUUUCAUUGGCAGGUGUCUAAUGAACUAGUUUUUCUGUCGAAGUUUUACUAAUGCUACUCUAAAGCUCAAUGUUAAUAGUCCCAUAGUUUGUCAAAGCUGGAUUCAGAGUCCCAUGAGUAGAACCCGGUCCUGUGGAAACCUGUGUUACUUGUAUGUUUUUUUGUGUGUAUUUUUUUGCAGAUGGCAGAUGUAGUAGUAUCUAAUUCUCCCCAGAGCACUCGAGGAGGAGGACAGGAUUUGGAGGACCUGUUUGGCACCUUAAUCUCAGAUCCCUUCUUAACAAAGAAACAGAUUCCACGGACCCCAGAAAAUCUGAGUGAGUAUCUCUAAUAUUCCACCCUUUAAUUACCUAUGGCAGAGGAUUCUGCAAUGCCAGUUGGUACAAAGUUAAGGUUUUGAGGGAAUGUAAUUCCUUUGUCUGAUGCAGGAAUUUUACAAGAAGUCGCGUUCUCUCUUGAACAGGUAGAAUAGACACCACAAUUAAAGGCAUCAGAGAAAUCGUUCAAUAUUUUGGGCAGUCAGUGAUGCUUCUGUGCUAGAUGGCAACGUUUUCCUCUAGGACUCAAGUGUUGAAGGCAAUGGCAGCUGAUACCUUUUGACACACAGGUUCUUGCAGAUGCAGCCUCAUCCUUUCCGCCUCUGUCCAUUUUUCUUUAAAGGGUCAGGAAGAAGGAAGCAGAAAUUGUCCUGGUUGGCUCCCUGGACUAGGAGGCUCCCUUUUUGGUGCUGACUGACUCAUUGAGAGGCCAGUAAAUUGUUCCCUCUCGUCACUCCAGCUGUUCUUGGGGGGAAAGUGUGAUGUCCUCUAUGUUGGCCUGUAUGAAUAACCUGCCAAAUUGUAAUUACAUGUGGGAAAGGAGGAGAACAAUGAUUGGUCAGAGUUCAGUUACGAGCCAGAUUAGCAGAAAUGCUAAUAGUUCCCAAAGGGGGUGAUUCUUUCCAACUUUUAACUUUAUUCUUCUGCAGCCUAAUUCAUUUAUUGUACAAGACACGCACAGACUAUGGUAUUACCUUCACUCCCUGAGAAUCCAUUUUUUGUUUAUGAAGAGUAAGUUUCUUUUCCUUAUGGCAACAAAACAGGCAUUUCCAUUCUGUGGGCGAUGCCUGGUGAAAUACGCCUGGAGGAGGGAAGCCUUUUCACUGAUCAGAGGUUGAUGCUUCAGCCUAUUGUCUUGCUGUUCACAUGACUAGCAGAGCAGUUCAAGCUAAGAAAAUCUGUUCGGAUCAUACAGAACCUGAUUUUUAAACGCAGAUCAGUCACAGUCUGGCAGUACAAAUAGUUUUGCUUCCCUGAACUUUGACAUUAUAUCCACCAUUCUUCUAAGGACCUUAUACUUAAGUAACUGAUGACAUUGCAUGUGGAAGGAAGCGAGGGAAUCCAAACGGUCUGGGCCCAGUAUCCCGGAAGGAGCGUCUCCACCCCCAUCGUUCAGCUUGGCCACUGAGGUCCAGCGCCAAGAGCCUUCUGGCGGUUCUCUCCCUGUGAAAAGUGAGGUUACAGGGAACCAGGCAGAGGGCCUUCUCGGUAGUGGCGCCCGCCCUGUGGAACGCCCUCCCAUCAAAUGUCAAGGAAAUACAGUGGUACCUCGGGUUACAGACGCUUCAGGUUACAUAUGCUUCAGGUUACUGACCCCGCUAACCCAGAAGUAGUACCUCGGGUUAAGAACUUUGCUUCAGGAUGAGAACAGAAAUCGUGCUCCAGCGGUGCGGCGUCAGCAGGAGGCCCCAUUAGCUAAAGUGGUGCUUCAGGUUAAGAACAGUUUCAGGUUAAGAAUGGACCUCUGGAACGAAUUAAGUACUUAACCCGAGGUACCACUGUAAACAACUAUCUGACUUUUAGAAGACAUCUGAAGGCAGUCCUGUUUAGGGAAGCUUUUAGUGUUUGAUGUUUUAUCGUGUUUUUAAUAUCCUGUUGGAAGCCUCCCAGAGUGGCUGGGGAGGCCUGGCCAGAUGAGUGGGGUAUAAGUAAUAUUUAUAUUUAUAUUUAUAUUUAUAUUUAUAUUUAUAUUAGCUGUCCUAGCUAGUUUUGAAGGUAACAUGCUAACUGUGCAAUAGAAACACAUUGGAUAGGAGUAUGGUCUCCAGUGCAGUGCUACAUUUCACUUAUUCUUGAUUGAAUUUUAGUUGCUGAAAUUAGAAGCUCCUGGAAAAAAGCUAUCCAGGAUGAAGAAGCCUCAAGUGUGGAAAGGAAUCAUACCGAAGCAAUAAAAGACAUGCCGGAGGACCGAGUCCCUGUGUCUCGAAACCAAGUAGAUUCAAGUAUGGCAUGCUUUAUGUCUUCAUGCAUGUCUGAUACAGCAGAAUCUCCAUUUCUGGAUGCGCGGUCUCCAUUUUGUUUCCAGCAGGUGGUUACCGGUUGUAGCGAAUUGCUGACCUGUCAAGCAGCUGCUGGGCCAAUGGGUGAGAUGUUUUGGAAGCAAGGGUUAACAUGCGCUGUUCCAGGCAAAUGUGAAACAAAAAGUCCAGAACCUGGCCUCAAGACUGAACGUGCAAGUGAGCUGGAGGAUGGUCCAUGGAAUGGCAUUGCGGCAGAGACUUUGCCUCCUUAUGUGAGCCAGAAUUCUUCUAUGAGUACAACUGUGUCAUGGGAUGGUCUUCCGAUAGGAAGCUGCUCUGAUAGCCAGGAAGUUAUCCAACUGGGCAUACUUCAAGAAACCCUUCCCGAGGAAGGGGCACUCUUAAGCCUUAAUAAUAGUUGUAAAGAUUUUGAACUGGAUGAAGUAAGAGAAGACAGCAACACUUUGCCGGACUGCGUGGCAGGAAGUGCGUGCAAACUGGAUUUGCAAUCUAUUCGAAGGCGCUUGGAAACGUUGAAAAAAUCUGCGCUCGAAAACUCGCUGCCUUCUAAAAAACAAAUCCCAAGGUGCAGGUCUGAGUUUAGUCUCUCUCCGGCGAGCUUGGAAGCUUGCAAUGUUCUUACCCCUUCGGGGAAACCAUAUGCAUCAGAUGCAGAACUUGCCGGGAAACCAUCGCACACGACUCUACUUGAAAGAAAGAUCCUUCUCUCCCCCCUGGGUUCGCUUCCUUCAACGCCACAGAGAGAGCAGUCAGGCUCACAGGAUAGGGGAGACCUGUUAAACGGUUAGUACCUGUUGGAUCUUGCAGAUGAAAAUGUGUUUUAUUGCCGUGUUGGGUUGGGUUGGCAUUCCUCUGUUUUCAGUGUAUGAUUUUGGCCACAGUCCUCUUGUUUGCCUACAGGGGAAGCAGUGGUUAGAGCAUCUGCUUUGUACGUAGAAGGGGCAGGUUUCUCCCUAAUCAUCCACAGUUAGGGGUGUCCACACCCGCUCUCUGAAACUCUGAAGAGCUGAUGUCAGUCAAUGUAGACUCGAUAAAAAGCAGCUUCCUAUGUUCCCAAGCCCCAGUGAACAUGAUGGGACUUCUGAAGCAGGCAUAGGAUUGCUGUGAUGGAACACUUUCUAAUACUGAGUGGGGCGGAAGCUAAGGAAUGCCAGCAAACUGCUAGCACAGUUCUGUAAGGGAUAAAAUAGCUUGCAUUUCUGCUGUGCUCAGAUUUGCAUUUUCUAGCGCAAGCAGUCAUGCCAUAGUAGGUACACAAGGGAGCAAGUAGCUGUGUGAAACGGCUUAUGAACAUGAGACGGGAGCCAAAGAAGCAUGCCACUAAUUCUGCACAUCCAAGGUAGUGUCUAGUUUUGGGGUUUUUUGCCCCACCAUUUCCUAUGUAGCAAACAGCUUUUUAAACUUUGGGGACUUCCCAGACCAGUUUGUGUUAGAGCAAGAAAGUCUGCUGUCUGUUUUUUAUUUCUUUGUUUAAUUCUCAUUUGUUCCCACUUGCACAACAAGUUCUCUGGAUAUAGUUUUAUUUAACAAAAUCCACGUGCUGAUUUUUUAAAACAAUCUUGUAUUCAGAGAUCUUGCAUGCGUCGUUUGUGCAAGGAAAAUGAUUUCUCAUUUUCUGCCCUUAACAUGUGAAACAUAUUCUCUCAGUUUUGACCAUCUUAUUCUUAAUAUUAUCUAAAUUCUAAUAGCCAAAGUGACCAUAAAAAUCUUCUUUUGCUACUUGGAAGCUUAAAAAGUUUUAACCGAGGUUGCUUUGUAAUUGAUUUCUACCCCAUACAUAACAGGGUACAUCCUUGGAAGACUUUAUGCCUAAAGGACUAUUAUUUCUAGGCAAGUUUAAAAAAAAUAAUUGAAAAGUUUUUGAAUGGCAUAUGUGUUUCUUUUUCAGAAAUGUAGCAUGGAACUGGAUGUAAAAGAAUCUUCAUCUGCAAAGAUCUGUAAAGAUGAAAACAUUCCUUGGUUAUAUAACAAUGCACUAACUUCAGAAACUUAAACAUUUCACUUUUACCUAAAGUAUUUUUUUUUUUUGUAAACCUCAUGCUUUCAUUGAGAUUUUGGUGUUAAACAAUGCAAACUCUGACUUAGUUUGUUGCAUAGUCCCCAUUAUGGUGCUCUUCUGUUUUUACUGAUUAAGAGAUCCUGAAAAAUUGAGGCCAUUUGAGACUUUCACAAGCAUGGAGUGUUAAGAGACUGAACCAACAAACAUUAUCUGUGUUUGUUACCUUUACAUAUCAUAACUGCAUUCUAAUCAGAUUUUGACAGAUCAUUUUGCUCUAACCCUUUUCAGCACAUGUUCUUAAUGAAAUGCUCUUGUAAAUAAUUGGCUAAACCAAUUGCCCAUUCUUAUGUCAACUCUUCCUCCUGUGUGUGAAUCUACAGAGGUUUAAGAAUAGUCCUCAUUACGCAGAUGUUUUCAUCUUUCUCUUCUGUGUUUUCUCUUAAUAUUUGCUGUUGCAAGAUCCUCCCCCUAAAAUAGGUUAUGUGCUGUGUAUUUAAGAACUAAUCUAAAAAACGGAGAGCUUGCUUUGUUAGAACACAUUUGCCCAGACAUAGCUUGGUCAUGUAGACAAUGAACUGAAUUCUAGUAACUAACGUAUUGUCUUAAAACUUUCACUUGUCUUAAAAUAUUUAUUAAAAUGAAAUAAAAGUUUCACUUUUUGUAAAGCAUAAUAAACCUCUCUCAAUAAAAUCUUCUGAAUUAAGGGUUUCCCUCCUUCAGCUCUUUGGAAGAAUGAAGUAAAUUUAUUUAAGGCUAUGAAAGAGGCCCAACUUGUGUUUUAUGCCUGUUCACUUAUUUUAGGCUGGAUUCAGCUAAUGGGUCCUGCCAGCGAAAGCCCAGGUAAGGCCUUCUGCUAGCAUAACAGGUCUUUUCAAACUUCUGCAGCCCCCCUCCCCCAUUGGUUCUGAGUGGUCCAAAAUGCUUUCGCUGGUGGAAUAGUCAUCUUAGCGCCACAUUGAAUUCCUCCUAAACAUCCCUCCAGCUUUAUGGCGGAUGGUCUGUUCAUGUGACUACUGUGGCUUCUGAGCUGGGAAAGUAUUUUUCCAGCAGCAAUUUUCUAUACUUCAUGAACCAUUAUUAUUAAUUUCAUUUCUAUACCACUUUAUAUUUUUAAGAAUCUCAAAGUGGUUUGCAGCAUAUUAAAACAUCAAUAAAACAAUCUGAAGAAAGUCAAAUAGAAAACUAAAACAUUAUCUUAAAGAUUUCAAAAUAAAAUAUUACAAAGGAGGUCAACUACAGAAUACAUAUUUAACACAAAGUUAACAAAAUCUUAAGCAUUUAAAAACAACACAUUCCUAAGUGAAGUCAAAUGCACAUUUAAAACACCAUAAUUAACAAGAGAAUAAAACUGCGCUUAGGAGCCUCUCUGAUCACAGAAGGGGCUUUUGCCCCUAGCAUUUAGUAAAUUUCCCUCUUGCAUGCUGUAUUGCAGCAUUUGGGUUAUGCAGGUCAGGGGAAGUGGACCUGCCAGAAUUUUCUCAUUUGGAAAACCCAAAUAGUGUCAUAGUGAAGUCUUCAAGGUGGAAUCUACACACAUAUAGAAAACGCUUUGAAAAUGCUUUUUUUUUAAAAGACGUUUUGGAAAAAUACUUUUACUUUUGCUUAGCUCACUCUUGCCAUCUAGUGUCACAUUUGUAUAUUGCACUUUACAACACAUUUAAAAAGUUUUAUUUGCAGCUGUGUAGCUGAAUCCCAAGUCAGAUUUGCUACUUUUUCAUAUAGCGUGUAAAUGUAGAAAAGCCCCUAUAAAAGAAACUGCCAGCAAGGGAAGAUGUCUUCUUUCAUACGUUUCAGCUGCACAGCUUGCUCCCUUGCCUCAAAAUAUUUUGUUGGGACUUGGUACCUGAUAGGAUGACACCAAGGAUGCUGGCCAAGUAAUCCUGAUACAAUGUGGAGUGCCAUUUAAUUUCUGUCUCUGUACUAGAUUUAAGGAUAUUUUGUAAGCCACUGUGAUACUCUUGGGUCUAUAAAGCAGGAUAUACAUAUUCUCCCUAAUACAAAAAGUCUUGUGGCCUGUCUCAGUAACAUUUUUAUUACAGGAAGUGUUCUAAUAUCAAACAUGUGUACGGAUCUGUUUUCAGUAUUAGUGGGCAGCGUGUGGGUUUUGCUCCACUCCACGUUCACAGGUAGUUUUGACAAUGUUGCAGGAAAUAUGCCCCAAAUGCCCACAGGAACAGAAAUAAGAAAACAAUAGCCAUUUAAUAUUAAUGUGUUACUGUGCCUUUGGCAUUGAUACAUUAAGGUUUUCAAAGGACUGAUGCGAAGCUCCACAUGGAAGGGUAACAGUUCUCAAAUAAAAGUAUUGUCAAGU
Molecule: messenger RNA, 21433 nt
Organism: Podarcis lilfordi (Lilford's wall lizard)
Lineage: Eukaryota; Metazoa; Chordata; Lepidosauria; Squamata; Lacertidae
Source: the annotation of a GenBank genome assembly